Molecule: messenger RNA, 358 nt
Organism: Racocetra persica
Lineage: Eukaryota; Fungi; Glomeromycota; Glomeromycetes; Diversisporales; Gigasporaceae
Source: the annotation of a GenBank genome assembly
UAGGACAUUUGUGACCUUAAAUCAUAACAAUGAAACUUUACGAUGUGUUUAUAACAAUAGUAAAGACCAUAACAGUAGUAAAGAUCACAAUAGCAGUGAAGACUGUAGUAAUAGUAAUAAUAAUCAUGAAACAACAAAUGCAAUGAAAACAGGAUACUCAUCUUUACAGUUGGAGAAUGGAAACGUUGUACAAAAGACAAUAUUUCAUAGAAACAUCUUACAACUCACAGAAAAUAAAACCCUUUCAUGGAAAGAGCUCUAUGAUCGCUAUUUGCAAGAAAUCGAAUCUGAACCUAUUGAUUUACUUGGACUAGCUGUGGAUGCUCUCGAAAAAGAGAAUAAUAGUGACAAAUACUAA